UGUGUUUCCUUGUUGUCUUAAUGAAACACUGUGUCUUCACUCAGCUCCAGGAGGAGAAGAAGAAGAGAGAGGAAGAAGUUCAGAGGAAGAACCAGGAGCUGCAGGAGAAGACUGACCAGAAGGACGGAAGCAAAGAUGAAACAAUCAAGAAGGAGAGACGAGAUAAAGAGAAAGCUCAGAGUGAAGUGAAGAUGCUGAAGGAUCAGCUGGAGUCCAAGAACAAAGAGCUCCAGGAGGAGAAGAAGAAGAGAGAGGAAGAAGUUCAGAGGAAGAACCAGGAGCUGCAGGAGAAGACUGACCAGAUGGAGGGAAGCAAAGAUGAAGCCAACAUGAAGCUCCUGCAGGAGACAAAGAACAAAGAGGAAGCUCAGAGUGAAGUGAAGAUGCUGAAGGAUCAGCUGGAGUCCAAGAACAAAGAGUCUAAUGACAAACAAGCUGAAGUCCAGCAGCUCCAGGAGCAGAUCCAGAAGAUGGAAUCCGACCUGCAGACCCUGAUGAAGGAUCUGGACUCCGGCACAUUGGAGCGCUCUCCUCCCUCACUCUCGGGAAAACGCUUGUCUGGUACAAUCCAGUCUUUCCCUCUGUCUGGAGGAAACAAAGCUCAGGUCCAGUCUGUCCCUCUGUGGCCAGACAUGUUGAGACAGAAGUUCCAGGAGAAGCUGCAGAAGAAGAUCACAGAGUCUAAUAACAAACAAGCUGAAGUCCAGCAGCUCCAGCAGCAGAUUAAGAAGAUGGAAUCCGGCCUGCAGACCCUGAUGGAGGAUCUGGAUUCCGACACAUUGGAGGAUCUAAAAAAACAUGUUACCCUCUCUCGGUCGGCCUGGAUGUUACUUUUGAGGCAGAAGAUCCAGGAGGAACAGAAGAAGAGAAAGGAAGCUGAGAACAAAGUUCAGACCCUGGAGGAGGAACUGAAGACCAAAACCACUGAGAGAGAGUCUGAGACACAGGACAGCAGCUCGCUCAGUCAGAACUCAACCAGAAAACCUGCAGUUGAUUUUAAGAUCGACCCAGAGGGCAGAUAUAUCCAACUCAUAAACACAUCCAAAGAGGAACAACAGCUGGGAGGCUGGAGCUUAAAGAUACAGGUCAAAGACAAUAAACCUGUUAUACAUCAAUUUAAGGAACCAUCAAACACCGUCAAGACUGGACAUGUUUUCACUGUGGGUUGCUGUGGUUAUGGCAGGAGUUUUCCUCGUGCUGACCUGGUGUUGGAGGACCUGAAGUCCUGGAGCCAUAGAGACAAACUGCAGGUCUCCCUCAUCAGUUAUAAUGGAGAGAUUCAGUAUAACUUAGAUCAUAUUGACUGAAAGAUAAUAAUGAGUCCAGAUGUCUCAGCUUUGUUUCCUCCAUCUGACCUGCGAGCGUCUCCUCUGUUAGAGAUCAGAGCCAUCAGAGAAAUGAAGCAUCAUGAACACAAAGAUUCCCUCUGAGGGGAAACAGAGCUGAACUCCAGCAGACUGAAGACAUGAAACAUCUGGAACAUCAGGACUCACAUGUUCCUGCUUGUAAUGCAGUAAACAUGACAUCACACCACUGUCUCACCUGGAGACAGCAGACACUAACCUGUGUUAUUCAUAUUCAAUGUAACAUUAUCACAGGUUUCUCUUGUGACAAAUUACAAAUAUUUAGUUGUUAUGAAGAAUAAUAUAAAGUCAUCAGAUUAUUUACAUUAAUCAAUAUUUUACAUCGCAAAUGUAUUUAAGGUGAUUAUGUAACAGCAAGUUUUAACUGUUAGUUUAGAAUUCUGUCUGUCCUGUUGGAUUUUUUACCUGUGUAAACUUCCAGUUAUGUUUUUUUUUUUUUUUUUUUUUUUUAAUCGAUUUGCUCUGAGUCAUAUUGUGUUCUUUUUAGGCAUAUAUACCUUGAUUUAGACAGUGGAUAGAUUAUAAAAUGGGGAAAGAGGGUGUGUGACAAGCAGCAAAGGUCCUCUGGCCGGAAUUCAAACCAGGGUCAGCUGCAGAUGUGCUCUAACCACUCGACUACCUGUGCGCCCCAUAUUGUGUUCUUUGAUGAUUUGUUGAUGAUCACCACAUCUUUUUUAUGUAUAUAUUUUCUGUUCAAACAAAACAAAUAUCAUUCUGUGAACCAUCUGAACUUUAUUGAUACUAAGAGAGAUAUUUUAAUAAAACAGAGUAGUAGGAUGGCUGCUGCUCCUUUUUAGUGAACAAUCAUAAAUGUCGGUGAACAUCAGUGGAUUAUAUGAUGCACCAGGAUUCAAAUUCAGAAAUG
Acanthopagrus latus (yellowfin seabream) is the source of this 2229-nucleotide messenger RNA. Its product is annotated as stress response protein NST1-like. The transcript has 14 exons. Bases 21 to 1307 code for a protein of 428 amino acids. The record is from RefSeq and is a predicted model, not a curated record. Lineage: Eukaryota; Metazoa; Chordata; Actinopteri; Spariformes; Sparidae.